AUGUUGACAGACGUGCAGGCGAGCAAUGGCCCUCCUGGCCAAGGCCUUCAGUCAUCGGACAACCGCAGCAGCGAAAGCGUGCAAGCGGUCAAUCAUGGCUCUUCGCGGGGCUCAAUCUCACCGUCCAGGGGGGGUACAAAGCAUUCGCAGCUGGAGUCUGACGUUCGUGAACUGAAAGAGGCGCUCUCCGCAAUGAUGGCGAAACAAGCAGAACGCGAUGCUGAGCAUGGAGAGCCAUUCGGUAUGUCUGACGAGCACAGGUUUGCGCUACAACAUCGUCGCUACCACGCCGACUCGUCAGGGUCUGAGGAUGAUGACUACACGCAAUUCGACCAACAGCGGAGGAGGAUGGAGCGAGUGUUUGUCAGAGAGCUCAAAAUGCUCAACAGAGAGAGAGAAAUGAUCAAGGAUAUUCGGUCAUUGAAAAGGGAUCGCGACGGCCUGCUUGAGAAAGAGAAAGAAUGGGAAAGGGAGCGCCUUGAACUCCAGCGAGCGCAGAAAAGACUGGAGCAGAGCAAGACAGAAGUGCAAGAAGAUGAAAACGACGGGACCAAUAGUGGCGAUCGUGAUGCACCGGACGGCGAAAUGUCAAUUGUGAUCGAAGGGAGUGGAGAUCCCAUUGCGACGAGCCCUCAGUUAUCGGCGAUACCCAAGCUUCAUUACGUGGAGUGGUCUCUUUUCAAAGCGCUCCGAUCGGAUGCGGAGGAAAACUCGUAUGCCAUCGACGUGCUCAAGGGCGAACCGGUCGUCACUUUUGACUGGACGAGUUAUUGGGGCGGACGACGUGCGAAACGGGGAGGAGGGAAAAGUGACGAGGCGGCCAAAGGGAAAGCUGCUGCCAAUUUGAAGAAGAAACAGCUAGGUCAGGCAGCCCUCCCCGAACGCAUCCGCAUCCAUUCCAAAGAGAUUCUCAAGGUCUUCGAGAAGGUCUCUGGCGACACUUUUUCGUCUCGUGACGAUCCAGUCAUCAUGAUUCGACCCUUUAAAUUCCUUGUCUAUUACGACGAUCCGAUUCGACAAGAACUGCAAAGACUGAGGGCCAAAUUCGGCGUCCAGACAGUCGCCAUUGAUGAAAAAGCCACUGCGUCCGCUCCGCCAGAGGAGAGUCAGGAAGAGGCUGCCAAAGGAAUGGCAGCAGAGAGCACUACCAAGGAAGAGCCAGGCGUUGUACCUGCUCCUACUGCGGAAGCAGAUCAGGAAGCCGAGGCCAAUAACAGACUCUCGGCCAUCGCACUUCCUCCAUUGGAAUGCCUAGUGGAGUUCAUCGACACGGAGAUCCAGCAGAAGCUGAAAUAUCUUGCAAGCGAUAGCUGCGAGCGGAUCUUGUUCACUGAUGUGUGGUAUCUCUUCAAGCCUGGAGACGAGGUGGUUGAUCAGACCCGCAAGCAGGCCUACAGAGUAAUCGAGGUUGCGAGCGUCGCUCACAAGGCGAUCCCGCCUUGGCGCAAUUGGAACGACAAAUCGUCGGCGAAGGCCGACGAGACGCCCGUGAAACUCCAUUGCGUCUAUGUGGACUUCGACGGAAAGAACAUCGGACCAGUCAGCCGGACAUUUCAGAUCCCCAGAUUUGACGGAGAGAAGGCGGUGACAUCCCUUGAGGUCUAUCCUUUACGCUUCGUCAAGUCCAAUCUCGAAAAGAAGAAGACAUUUCGCCAAGAGCUUAUUGACCGCGGGAAAAUGUUCCUUGAUGUUGCAGGAGUCAAGCAUAUGCAUUACAACGGUCUUACGUUGGAUGCGAGGGAUGAAAUCGAUAGUCAGGUGGUCGUUGACUUUGAAGAAGCGUUCGCGUCAAGGGGCAAGGGUGAUCAGAAACCGAGCCUGGAAGAGCUCAUCGGAGAGUCCCAGCUCGACAAGGAAGACGAUCAGAUGUGUGUCGCCGAGUGCUGCAGGGACGAGAAUGUGCACAAGGACAGCGAGACAGAAACGAAGCGCAGCCGGGACUACAUGACCACCCUGAUUCCAGAGGACCGGAAUAGGGAGCCUUCCGUGACCAUUUACCCUCGCGCUCUCAAGGACGCCCGGUCUCCUGAGAACCCACUGACGGAGGAUGAGUUACUAAUCAUGUCAUUCCGUGUGUUUGGAUUUGUACUGCGCAGCCGGAAGUGGGCCUCGUUGGACCUUACGUAUCUAAGCCCAAUCACGUCUCUUAGCAGGGCUGAGAGCCACGAGGAAGCUGCAGAUGCGGAAAAUAAGACAGAAAAGCAAGUCGACAAAUCAGAAACAGCAUUCGAGCAGCUCGUCUUGCCCCCGGGACACAAGGAAAUGGUCCUGUCUCUGAUUGCGCAACAUUUUCGAGACAAGGAAUCCGUGACUGCCGACACAGAGCAGGUAGACAUUGUUCGUGGCAAAGGCAAGGGCUUGAUUAUCCUGCUCCAUGGUGCGCCUGGCGUCGGCAAGACGACAACAGCAGAGGGUGUGGCUGAGCUGUUCAAGAAGCCCCUAUUCCAGAUCACUUGCGGUGAUCUGGGGUCUACAGCAAGCGAAGUUGAGCUUGCCCUCGAGACCAACUUCGCGUUGGCAAACAGAUGGGGGUGUAUUCUGCUUCUAGACGAGGCCGAUGUGUUUCUGACAGCGCGAUCACCACAAGACUUCGUGCGCAAUGGACUGGUUGCAGUCUUCCUUCGAGUGCUGGAGUACUAUGCCGGUAUUCUCUUCCUGACCACAAAUCGUAUCGGCGACUUUGACGAGGCAUUUGCUUCCCGAGUGCACAUCAGUCUGCACUACCCUCAGCUAGACCUCAAUUCAACACGUGAGAUUUUCAGACUCAACCUGAAGUUGAUCCGCAACCGGUUCGAGAAGAAAGGCCGUGACAUCAAGAUCGACGAGGAUGAAAUUCUCAGAUUUGCCGAGGACUACUGGACCGAUAAUGAGAGGAUGCGAUGGAACGGGCGGCAGAUUCGAAACGGGUGCCAGACUGCCCUGGCACUUGCUGAGUUCGACGCUCAGGGCGGUAGCCACGAGCGGAUUAAGGACGCCCAUGCGGAAGUCAAGCUGCAAACGGAGCACCUUCGGACAGUGUCCCGGGCCUAUUUAGAGUUUAUUUCCUACCUCACCAAGCUCUAUGGCAAGGACGCAGACCGGAGAGCCAAGGCAAUUGGUAUUCGUGCCAGAGAGGCUGAUAGCAAGAAGGAGGAUGUUGUGGAUCCUAAAGAGGCGACUCCUUUGAAGCGAGCUCAUACCCAUGCCCCCGUCAGCUCACCUGUGGGCAUGGCAGUUUCCGCGCCACCAGAUCCAAGUGCAUCCACCAAGCCAGCAUAUGCUCCUCCCGCUCCGGCACCGAGUGUCGCACCAACGCACUACCCGUACCCGGUCUACUACCCGCAGCAGUACGCUCAGAUGCCCCAGCCAGCCCAGCCAGACGCGGCUGCAUACGCGGCACAGGCUCAAGACAGGCAAGUCAACAUGUCACCACCAAACCCAGCUCAGUGGCAAUCUCUUAACGCUGGCCCAUGGCCGGUGGCACAACAUCCGCCUGGGCAGAUGCAGUUUGCUGGGUAUCCACCAGGGAUGCAGCCUCCUGGAUUCGCUCAGCCUCCUCCUGGCGCAGAUCAGCAGCAGCAGAUGGGAGGAGCUCAAAUGCCGCCCACGACCAGGAGCUAA
Molecule: messenger RNA, 3600 nt
Organism: Thyridium curvatum
Lineage: Eukaryota; Fungi; Ascomycota; Sordariomycetes; Thyridiales; Thyridiaceae
Exons: 6
Coding region: 1-3600 (1199 amino acids)
Molecular function (GO): ATP hydrolysis activity; ATP binding
Source: RefSeq, a predicted model, not a curated record